GUAGCAUCCUGGAGCACCGUCCAAUCAGAGCGGGGGGCGGGCGCGCUCGCACCCGCGUGGAGGUCGCCCCCCUCGCGCCGCCUCCCCACGCGCACCUGCCCCGCGCGGCCCCCGGUGUCGUGUCCCCGUUGCUCUCACCUGCCGGGGCCGCGGGGAGGACGCCCGGAGAGUCCGCAGCGGGCGGAGAUGGACUCAGUGGUCUUUGAGGACGUGGCUGUGAACUUCACCCUGGAGGAGUGGGCUUUGCUGGAUGCUGCUCAGAGGAAGCUCUACAGAGAUGUGAUGCUGGAGACCUGCAGGAACCUGGCCUCAGUGGAUUGUUACACUCAAGGUAAAACCAGUGGAUCAAGUCCUCGGCGGCAUAUUUUGAUGAAUAAAAUAUUCAGUAAAGAGAAAAUACUAACAUUCACAAGAAGUGGUUCCUGGUCUGUUUUUGGAGAAAUCUGGGCAUUUCAUAGCAUUGGAGAUCAGCACCAAACCCAGGAGAGGCGUGUGAGAAGUCAUUUGGUGGAGAGUCUCUGUGAAAGGAAGGAAUGUGAUCACUGUGGAGAAACCCUGGACCAGACUAAAAACCUUCCUGUGCAUGAGUGUUAUCAGACUGGAGUUAAACCUGAUGAAUGCACAAAGUGUGGAAAAGACUUCGUGGACUGUUCUUUCCUGAAAAAUCAGCAAAGAUCUCACACUAGACACAAACCUUGUCCAUGUAAGGAAUGUGGGCAGCCCUGCAGUUGUGUCUCGUGCCUGCACCUUCACGUGGAAACAGAUAAUGUAGAGAAACCCUAUAAAAUACGUCAGGGUACUGAGAGAUCCUCUAAGAGAAACAUGGUGAGUCUCCGUAGUAAAAAGUCUUUUGAGUGUAAGAAAUGUGGAAAAGCAUUCUCUUGUCCCUCAUCCUUACAGGAACAUGAGAGACGUCACCAUGAACAGAAGAUCCAUGCGUGUAAAUUAUGUGGGAAAGCCUUCAUAUAUUAUUCCUACCUUACACGACAUGUGAGAACACACUCUGGAGAGAAACCCUAUGAAUGUCAGGAGUGUGGGAAAGCCUUCAGUUACCCUGCAUCCCUGCAAGGACACAUGAGGACGCACACUGGAGACAAACCGUAUGCGUGUAAGCAGUGUGGCAAAGCUUUCACUUAUCCUGCAUCCCUGCGAGGACACAUGACAACACACACUAGAGAGAAGCCUUAUGUAUGUAAGGAAUGUGGGAAAGCCUUUGGUUGUCGCAAUAACUUGAGCAGACACAUGAAAUCGCACAAUAGAGUGAAACCCUAUGAAUGUACAGAGUGUGGGAAAGGUUUCUGUUUUUACUCAUCCCUUCAAAUACAUAUGAGAACACACAGUGAAGAGAAACCCUAUGAAUGUAAGGAGUGUGGGAAAGCCUUCAGUUAUUCUUUAUCCCUCCAAGAACAUGUGAGAACGCACACUGGGGAGAGACCCUUUGAAUGUCAGCACUGUGGGAAAGCCUUCACUCGUCACUCCUCCCUUUGGGUACAUGUGAGAACACACAGUGGGGAGAGACCCUUUGAAUGUCAGCACUGUGGAAAAGCCUUCAGCUGUCAAUCCUCCCUUCGAGGACAUGUGAGGAUACACAGUGGGGAGAGACCCUAUGAAUGUCAGCAGUGUGGGAAAGCCUUCAGAUAUUCUGCAAGCCUUCGAGUACAUGUGAGAACACACACAGGAGAGACCCUAUGAAUGUCAGCAGUGGGAAAGCUCUCGAGCUGCCUCAACAUUUCCAAAGGCAUGUGAGAAUGCACAGUGGUGUGAAACCCUAUGAAAGUAAGAAAUGUGGGAAAGCCUUCAAUUGCUCCUCGUCACUUUGAAUACAUCUGAGAACUCACAGUGAAGAGAAACCGUAUGAAUGUAAGGAGCGUGACAGAGCCUUCAGGGAUUCCGCAUCCCUGCAAGUACCCUGGAGACAGAACAGUGGGGAGAGACCCUAAGAGUGCUAGCACUGUGGCAGUCUUCACUUGUCACUCCUCCAAGUCCAUGAGAGAACGCACAGUGGGGAGAGACCCUAUGAAUGUCAGCACUGGGGGAAAGCCUUCAGUUGUCACUCCUCCCUUCAAUGACAUGUGAGAAUGCACACUGGAGAGAAACCCUAUGAAUGUCAUCAAUGUUGGAAAUCCUUCAGUUGUCACUCCUCCCUUCAAGUACCUGCAAGAAAUCACAGUGGAGAGAGAACCUAUGACUGUUAGCAAUGUGGGAAAGCUUCCAGGCAGCCUCCAAAUUUUCAAUGUCAUCUGAGAACCCACAGUGAGCAGAGACCACAUUAAUGUCAGUACUGUGAGAAAGCUUACUCCUGUGCUGCAUUCCUGUGUGAACACACACUGGAGAGUAAAAUCUACAACCAAGGACUGAGGGAAAGCUUCAUUCUUCUUAACACCUUGUAAAUGCAAGGAAGCACACUAGAGAGAUAACUUAUGAUGGCAAGAUUGUAGGAAAACCUCCAGGUUUAGCACCUCACUUAUUUUCUUCAUGAGAACUCAGGGCAGGACAAAUCUUUUGUUAUAAAUGUGGUUUUGCCUUUGUGUCUCAUCCUUAGUAGGGAUCCCCAUUGUAUUGAUUUCUAGCUCAUGUUGCUGGUGUGAACACUGAAGAGAAUAAAUAGCCCUCUCUAUCCCCAUCACCUGUACUACGUAGAUUUUGUUAUAUUGCACUUUAAAUGUACGGUUGUAUAAUAUUUCACUUAUAUCACAUUUUUUGGAUCCAGUAGUGAUAAGGAGUCUUUGUUUUUUCAUGUGCAAUAUGAUAUAAUUUUAGGUGAACAGUUUUUUGAUUCUUACUUUCCAUUAUGUUCCUAAUAUAUGAUCAUGAUCUGAGACUUAUAUUGUUGAAAUUUCUUCUCGAGUCCACUGGUGGAGAUACUAGAAUUUUCUGACGCAAUGUCUCCUCUGUAUUCUUUGGCAUUGAAAGAUGUCAAUUUUGCCUUUGUUUAUUGCUAGUGGAUACCACAUCUGUAUUUCUUACAGAAAUUUGUAAUCGUGGAAAGAUCUUGGAAGAGGACAGUCCUAUCUGAUUAUGUUCAUAAUUUGAUCUGUAAUUAUUGUCCUUGAUGUUGGCUGCAAGUGCACACAAUGCAUUGAGUUCAGAAGAGAAACCUGUGGCCUGAAGAUGAGAGCUGGUGUCCAGAUGCUUCUACUGAAUUGUGCUGUCAGCUUGGGUGAGGGGGGGCACUGUGUAUCCCAUAGUCCUUCUGUUUGUGGUUCUCAGUUAAAGUUCACGAGAAGAGGAAGAUGCAUGAGGUUUGGAAAGGAGAAAUGAAGAAGCCGUGACUCGCAGAGCUUCUGUCAGGGGACAGGGGUGCAUGGAACCUGGUGGGCCUGCAUUACGGCACACUUUUCUGACUUCUGGCUCUGCCCGUCUGGAAUAGCCCCCAUCCAGACCCCAUGUUUGACAUCAGUUCCCUCUCAAGCAGCAGAUUCCACACACUCUCCCACAAGCUCCCCCAUCGUGGACCCUCUUUGGUUUUCAGGUUCACACAGUUCCAUGUAUUUUCCUGCAGCUCUUUGGUGUCCCUCAGGCCACUUCCUCAGGCUGUCACACUCGGUGAUCUUCUCAUUCUGGGCCCCCUCCAUCUCCAAGGCUUCUCCUAAUCACAUGAACUGUGUAGAGAGCAUCUUGUUCUCUAGUAGUGGACCUGUUCCCUGCCCCUACCCUGACAGGUUUAACACUGAAGCCACGAAUGGAGGAAACUUUCUUCCCUGGUUGUAUUGUUGAGAGGCUGCACUGAUCCUGUGUGUCUGGUUUCUGGAUACUUCCGUGACUGAAAUCAAUUAUGUGAACGUAUUUGGCAGUUUGUGAGAGUUUUCUCUUCUGAUUGCUCUCUGAAUGAUAAACCCUGUAUAUUUAAUUACUUUCCGUUUUUAUAUGUGAUUACCUAGUGUUUAGCUCUUUCAUUUUCUUAUUUCAUUCAAAACAAUGUACAUUUUUUGUCAAAGUUGGUUCUCUGCAUCGUUUCUUUGAAAGCUCAUUAUGUAUGUUUUCAAAUCCGUUCUAUGCUUACAAGUGUUAGUAUGUUUUAUAUUUUGUUAGCUGAGAGGAUAUGUUACACUGUUCCAUUCGGGAGGAUUAACUUAUGUGUCAACUUUUCCGUAUAUAUUUUGGGGUAAUUGUACUAAAUACGCCUUUUCAUAUUA
Diceros bicornis minor is the source of this 4136-nucleotide messenger RNA. Its product is annotated as zinc finger protein 77-like. Gene Ontology annotation, biological process: regulation of transcription by RNA polymerase II. The coding region runs from base 187 to 1692 and encodes 501 amino acids. The transcript is spliced from 4 exons. The record is from RefSeq and is a predicted model, not a curated record. Lineage: Eukaryota; Metazoa; Chordata; Mammalia; Perissodactyla; Rhinocerotidae. Gene Ontology annotation, molecular function: RNA polymerase II cis-regulatory region sequence-specific DNA binding; DNA-binding transcription factor activity.